AGAUCUGCUUGAAUGGUACAACAAGACUGUGAUCGAUACGACUUUGGCUGCAUUGGAGGAGUUUCAGGAGCGUGACAGUGGGUGGGCGUCACGCAUAAUGAAUUUAAUGAUUAAUGUUAACAGAUGUAAUCCUAUGCGUGUUGGAUGUUGGAUUGAUAUGCCGCCAGUGAUAAAGUUGAAGAGAGCGGUCGUGAACGUGAAAUUACUGGAUAACGCAUGUUUCGCGUGGGCUGUGGUUGCGGCUUUGUAUCCCGCUGAGAAGCAUACCUCGAGAUGCAGUCAGUAUCCCGAUUAUCAAACGGUGUUAAAGCUCGAUGGAAUAGACUUUCCUAUGACCCUGAAACGAAUUUCAAGAUUCGAACGUUUAAACGAUAUGUCCAUCAAUGUGUUUACCAUGAAGGAUGAAAAAAAGGAUGGAACGAUCGUUCCUCUGCGUCUCACUGAUCAUAAAAGAGAUAUUCAUAUAAAUUUGCUGUAUCUGUCGGAUACGCGAAACUACGUUCACGAGGGUCAUUUCGCGUGGAUAAAGAAUUUAUCGCGAUUGGUUGGAAGUCAGUUAUCCGGAGGAAACCACAAGAAGUAUAUUUGCGAUCGAUGUCUGCAUUACUUCCACUCGAGGGAACGAUUGUCCAUUCACAUCGUGGAUUGCGAAAGGAUGAACGAAUGCGCGAUCGUUCUUCCGAACGAGGAUGACAAAUGGCUCGACUUUCGCAACUACGAACGAAAAGAGAGACUUCCCUACGUGAUAUACGCCGAUUUGGAGUGCGCGUUAGAGAAGGAGGAGGAGGAGGAGAGCGAAUUAAUACCACGAAACGGAUUUACUUAUCAACAUCAUACAGCAUUCAGCGUUGGCUACUACUUGCGAUGUGUACUAGACGAGAAUGCGUCGACGUACAAAUUUUAUCGUGGUGAAGACUGCAUAUCAUGGUUCGCGCGAGAAUUGAACGCUCUCGCGCAUCGCGCGAAGGAGACUCUCGACGCGAUCGUGUCUAUGACGCAGCUCACGUCAGACGAGGAGCGUAGCUUUUGGAACGCGACUCUUUGUCAUAUAUGUGGAAAACCGUUUGACAUGGGGGAUCAACGCGUGCGUGAUCAUUGUCACAUAACCGGGCGUUACAGGGGUCCGGCUCAUUCGCGUUGUAAUCUAAAUUUCAAAACGUCUUUCGUAAUUCCUGUGUUUUUUCACAACCUCUCAGGUUACGAUGCGCACUUUAUCAUCAAAGAGAUCGCUAACAGUUUCGAGGGUAGAGUAGAAUUGUUACCGUUGACCAAAGAAACGUACAUCUCGUUCACGAAAGUUGUUCAGAAUACGUCGCUGAGGAAGGGAGACACUUGUGUGAAACUGCGAUUUGUAGAUUCGUUUAAAUUCUUAGGGGCCAGUCUCGCGAAAUUGGUGUCGUACCUAGACAAGAACGAACUGCUAAUAACACGGUCAGCGUUCUCGAAUCUCGAUGACAAUGAUUUCGAAUUGCUCACGCACAAGGGUACGUUCCCGUACGAGUAUGUUGAUAGCAUCGAUCGGUUGCUCGAAACCGAGUUACCAUCCCGUGAGGCUUUCUACAGUUCGCUGACCGGUGAGAGCGUCAGCGAUAACGAUUACGAGCACGCAGUCAAUGUGUGGCAACGUUUCCGCAUUAGUAAUCUUGACGAGUACAGCGAUUUAUAUUUGAAAACAGACGUUCUGUUGUUGGCAGACGUUUUUGAGAAUUUUCGCGACAAAUGCAUACGGAGUUACGAUUUGGAUCCAGCUCAUUAUUACACGUUACCGGGGUACACGUGGGAUGCUAUGUUGAAAUAUACGGGUGUUCAAUUCGAAUUGUUGACCGAUAUCGAUAUGCUUCUCUUUGUUGAACGUGGUGUACGCGGUGGUCUGAGUCAGUGUUCCAACAGAUACGCGCGAGCUAAUAAUAAGUAUCUUUCGCCACACGAUCCGUUGAAACCGUCGACAUAUCUCAUGUACUAUGACGUGAAUAAUCUCUACGGAUGGGCUAUGUGUGAAUCAUUGCCGUACGCGCAAUUUCAAUGGGUCAGCGACGUGGAGAGUCUAGACGUAAUGUCGGUGACCGCGGAUUCCGAUAUCAGCUACAUUAUGGAGGUGGAUCUUGCGUAUCCGCGCGAGCUCCACGACGCUCACGCGGACCUUCCGUUCUGCCCAACGCGCGCCUCACCCCCCGGUAAGGUUACCGAUAAGCUUCUAGCGACGCUUCACGAUAAGUCGCGCUAUGUCAUACAUUAUCGCAAUUUGCAACAAUGUGUGCGUUAUAGGAUGCGUAUACUUAAAAUUCAUCGCGUUUUACAAUUUGUACAAUCACCAUGGCUGCGUGGAUACAUCGAACUGAAUACAAUGUUUAGAACUCGUGCGAAUAACGAAUUCGAGAGCAAUAUGUAUAAGCUUAUGAACAACGCGGUUUACGGGAAGACAAUGGAAAACGUGCGCGAGCACGUUGACGUGCGUCUUGUGACGCGUUGGGAGGGAAGGUACGGAGCGGAAGCGCUAAUUUCAAGACCGAAUUUCCACAGUAGAAGCAUUUUCUCCGAGGAUCUGAUGGCCGUUGAGUUACGGAAACUGGAGGUAAAGCUCAUGAAACCAAUUUAGGUUGGCAUGGCCAUU
Messenger RNA from Vollenhovia emeryi, 2611 nucleotides. RefSeq lists its product as uncharacterized. Bases 98 to 2596 code for a protein of 832 amino acids. The record is from RefSeq and is a predicted model, not a curated record. Gene Ontology annotation, molecular function: DNA binding; nucleotide binding; DNA-directed DNA polymerase activity. The transcript has 2 exons. Gene Ontology annotation, biological process: DNA replication. NCBI's taxonomy places the organism in Eukaryota, Metazoa, Arthropoda, Insecta, Hymenoptera, Formicidae.